UUCAGAGCUGCAGAAUGUCACAUUCUUAUACUUCAAAAUGGCAGCUCCCAUACGAGUUCCGGGGUGCUGUCGGUAUUUCCAAGUAGCGAUUUUAUUGACACUGUUUAUUUUGCAUACACAUUCUGAAUCGGUCAAUCCGGAUGAAUUUUUCACCAGUGGCCAUACAAACAAUUGGGCUGUGCUUGUGGACACCUCCAGAUUCUGGUUCAACUACCGCCAUGUGGCUAAUGUGUUGUCCAUCUACAGAAGUGUCAAACGUUUGGGCAUCCCUGACAGUCAAAUUAUCCUGAUGGUAGCUGAUGAUAUGGCCUGUAAUCCCCGCAAUCCACGACCAGCAACUGUCUUCAAUAAUGCCAACCAGCAAAUCAAUGUAUAUGGAGAUGAUGUGGAGGUGGAUUACAGGGGAUAUGAAGUUACGGUUGAAAACUUCAUCCGUGUUCUCACAGGACGACUGCCACCAAGUACACCUCGAUCAAAACGCCUACUGACUGAUGAGAGGAGUAACGUUCUUGUUUAUAUGACAGGUCAUGGUGGAGAUGGUUUUCUGAAGUUUCAAGAUGCUGAGGAAAUUUCCAAUGUAGAGUUGGCUGAUGCUUUUGAACAGAUGUGGCAGAAGAGGAGGUACCAUGAGCUGUUCUACAUGAUUGACACCUGCCAAGCAGAGUCUAUGUUUCACAAGUUUUACUCCCCAAAUAUCUUGGCUGUGGCCAGCAGUAAGAUUGGAGAGGACUCAUUAUCGCACCAUGUAGACCCGACCAUUGGUGUAUUUGUGAUUGAUAGAUAUACUUACUACGCACUAGAGUUUCUAGAGUCGGCUAAACCUGAGAGUAAGAAGACUAUGGGACAAUUUCUGAAGGUGUGUCCUCGUUCCCAGUGUUCAUCUACAGUGAGUACCCGUACAGACUUGUUCCCUAGGGAUCCAGACAAGGUUCUUCUCACUGACUUCUUUGGCAGUGUUCGUAAUGUAGAGCUCCUCACAGACAUAAUCCUGUUGGGCAAUGUUACAGGGGAGACAACCCAGCAUUGCAGUAAAGACACGUGUGUUGAGGAACAGACACAGAAGCUUGUGUAUGCUGACCAGUUUCCUAUGCCAAUCUGAGGAUAUUGGUCAAUCUUUUGGACAUCGGACUGAAGAUUCAUGAGGGCUGACUUGUUCUUCCGGCAGCCGGACGAUAUUGGUGAAAUUUGUUGACAUCGGACUGAAGAGUUAUAAGGGCUGACCUUUGCCAGCCUGAGGGUAUUUUUAAACUUCAUGGACAUCAGACUGUAUAUGUAUGAGGGCUGACCCUUUUCCUGCAAGCCUGAGGGUAUUUGUCAACUUCGUGGAAAUUGGACUGAAGGUUUAUAAAGUCCGAGUUGUUUCCUCUGCCAAUCUGAGGGUAAAGGUCAACUUUGUUGGCUUCAGACUAAAGAUUUAUGAGGCCUGAGCUGUUUCCUCUACCAAUCUGAGGGUAAAGGUCAACUUUGUUGGCUUCAGACUAAAGAUUUAUAAGGCCUGAGCUGUUUCCUCUACCAAUGAGGGUAAAGGUCAACUUGUGGACAUCGGACCAAAACUUAUGAAUGCUGACCUGUUUCCUACGUCAUUCUGAGGGUAUUGGUCAGCUUUGUCAAUAUGGAACUUAUGCUGACCAGUGUCUUAUGCCAGUCUGAAAUUAAUGAUCAACAUUAAAGACAUAAAUUUCCAAGUCUAUAAAUGGUCACAGAAAAUCUUUAAAUAAUGAUUAAAGAAAGUGAUUGAUGUGUUGCAUGAUGUACAGGUAUCGACAUUUUCCCCUGUGACGUCAAUUCUACUUAUUUUCAUAAGCAAUGUUUAGGAGGCCAUGUACAUCAAACAACUAUAUCAAAUAAGCAUCUCCAACAUGAUAAAACAAGAGGUCAAGAUUGCUAUUUAACCUGACAGUUUGAGCUUCAGAGUAACUGACACGAUGCGGUGAUAAUGAUUCUAGCAACAUAUCCAAUUUAAGUAUACAGUCUGUAUAUUUUAAUAAAUGUUCAGGAGAAUUUCUUAAUUAGCCUUUUAUUUCUACAUCUACAUGUGACAAUUUUUAUACAACUGAUGACAAUGUCAUCCUUUUUUUUUUCUUUGUUUUUGUACUCACUUCAGUGAUGGGUACAUUUUUUGCAAUUUUUUUUCCAGAUUUUGUUUUUUUUAAAUAAAAAUCCUUUAAUUUAAA
Ylistrum balloti is the source of this 2174-nucleotide messenger RNA. Its product is annotated as GPI-anchor transamidase-like. Gene Ontology annotation, biological process: proteolysis; protein localization to cell surface; attachment of GPI anchor to protein. The record is from RefSeq and is a predicted model, not a curated record. NCBI's taxonomy places the organism in Eukaryota, Metazoa, Mollusca, Bivalvia, Pectinida, Pectinidae. Gene Ontology annotation, cellular component: GPI-anchor transamidase complex. The transcript has 10 exons. The coding region runs from base 38 to 1099 and encodes 353 amino acids. Gene Ontology annotation, molecular function: GPI-anchor transamidase activity.